AAUGCGUCUUUCUCAACCGAAUGAAGUCUCCUGGGCCUGAAAAGAUGUCUCCUGGCAUUAAAAACUUGGAUUGCUUUUCUCCAAUGCUGUGCCACUGUAAAGUCGCCUGUAGCAACAACGCGGUCUCCUUAAUAUUUGGAUGCAAGAAAUACCGCUGUCCAGAUGAGGACACGCCUUCCGUGGUGCACAGCAGCAGCUCCCCGCAGGCUCCGAGUGAAGGAAUAUCUCCCGAGCUCGUGCAGGUGUCUGAGAAGAAUCUCUCGCAGAUUGAGAACAUCCAUGGCUUUGUUUCCCACUCUCAUAUUUCCCCUGUAAAGGCCCCCGAACCAGCACCACCUCUCCCUCCGCGUGUGGCCUCUGCCGUCCCGACCCCAGCCGAGGCUCUGCCCGCCACCUCCGCAUCGCCGUCCACGGUGCAGGCAAAUCCCCCUCCGGUUUUGGUGAACACAGAGACUUCAGAGACACCGACUUACGUCAAUGGCACCGACACUGACUAUGAAUAUGAAGAAAUCACCCUGGAAAGAGGCAACUCAGGACUCGGCUUUAGCAUCGCAGGGGGGACUGACAACCCCCACAUUGAGGAUGACUCCAGUAUCUUCAUCACCAAGAUCAUCCCUGGGGGUGCAGCUGCGCAAGAUGGACGGUUGCGGGUGAACGACUGCAUUUUACGUGUGAACGAGGUGGACGUCCGUGACGUGACCCAUAGUCGGGCGGUGGAGGCCUUGAAGGAGGCGGGCUCCAUGGUUCGGCUGCACAUCAAGAGGCGCAAGCAAGUCACGGAGAAAAUGGUGGAGAUCAAGCUUGUGAAAGGACCCAAAGGUCUGGGGUUCAGCAUUGCUGGGGGUGUUGGAAACCAGCAUAUCCCUGGAGACAACAGCAUCUACGUCACCAAAAUUAUUGAAGGAGGGGCAGCGCAUAAAGAUGGCAAGCUACAGAUUGGAGACAAGCUUCUGGCAGUGAACAGCGUUUGCUUAGAAGAAGUCACCCAUGAAGAAGCAGUGACUGCCUUAAAGAACACCUCGGACUUCGUCUAUUUGAAAGUUGCAAAACCUACCAGCAUGUUCAUGAAUGAUAGCUUUGCCCACCCAGACAUCCCCAACUCUUACUCUCAGCCCCUCGACAACCACGUCACUCCAUCUGCCUACUUGGGGCAAGCUGUGCCGCCGGCGUCGCCAGGGAGGUAUUCCCCCAUUCCAAAGGGGAUGCUUGGAGACAGCGAGAUCACCAGGGAGCCGCGGAAGGUGAUUCUCCACCGAGGAUCCACGGGCCUUGGGUUCAACAUAGUGGGAGGGGAAGACGGAGAAGGCAUUUUCGUCUCAUUCAUCCUGGCUGGAGGGCCUGCCGAUCUGAGUGGCGAGCUCCGGAAAGGGGACAGGAUCAUUUCGGUAAAUGGGAUAGACCUCAAAGCAGCCACACACGAAGAAGCCGCCGCCGCCUUGAAGAAUGCCGGCCAGAGUGUUACGAUUGUGGCUCAAUACCGUCCAGAAGAAUACAGCCGCUUUGAAGCUAAAAUCCACGACCUGCGGGAGCAGAUGAUGAACAGCAGUAUCAGUUCAGGAUCCGGUUCUCUGCGGACGAAUCAGAAGCGGUCCCUCUAUGUCAGAGCGCUCUUUGACUACGACAAGACCAAAGACAGUGGCCUUCCCAGCCAGGGACUCAACUUCCAGUUUGGCGACAUCCUCCAUGUCAUCAAUGCUUCCGACGACGAGUGGUGGCAGGCGAGGCUGGUGAUGCCAAGCGGGGAGAGCGAUGAAGUUGGCGUCAUCCCCAGCAAGCGCCGGGUUGAGAAGAAAGAACGAGCUCGCUUGAAGACGGUGAAAUUUAAUUCAAAAGCAAGAGGCGACAAAGGGCAGUCAUUCAAUGACAAGCGUAAAAAGAACCUCUUUUCCCGAAAAUUCCCCUUCUACAAGAACAAGGACCAGAGUGAGCAGGAGACCAGUGAUGUGGACCAGCACGUCACCUCCAACGCCAGCGACAGCGAAAGCAGCUACCGUGGCCAGGAAGAAUACGUCCUGUCUUACGAGCCCGUCGUUCAGCAAGAAGUCAACUAUACGCGGCCUGUGAUCAUUCUGGGACCGAUGAAGGACCGAAUCAACGACGACCUGAUCUCUGAAUUCCCUGACAAGUUUGGCUCCUGUGUGCCUCAUACAACCCGACCAAAGCGAGACUACGAGGUGGAUGGGCGGGAUUAUCACUUCGUAACGUCGAGGGAACAGAUGGAGAAAGACAUCCAAGACCACCGGUUCAUUGAAGCCGGGCAGUACAACAACCAUCUGUACGGGACGAGCGUCCAGUCUGUGCGGGAGGUGGCGGAGAAGGGCAAGCACUGCAUCCUUGAUGUCUCUGGAAACGCGAUCAAGAGGCUCCAGGUAGCCCAGCUGCACCCAGUCGCCAUCUUCAUCAAACCCAAAUCAGUGGAAAAUAUCACGGAAAUGAAUAAAAGAUUAACAGAUGAGCAGGCGCGGAAGACAUUUGAAAGAGCUAUGAAACUGGAGCAAGAAUUUACGGAACAUUUUACAGCCAUCGUUCAAGGGGACACCCUGGAAGAGAUUUACAAUCAAGUCAAGCAAGUGAUUGAGGAGCACUCGGGGCCCUACAUUUGGGCCCCUGCCAAGGAGAAGCUCUGAGGGGACGGUGCUCUUCGGCCUCCUGCCUCCAGCAUCCCACUGCCUCUUCCUCCAGCUGACAGACUGACAACUGACCAGCUGUGGGGGGGGUCCGCAGGCCCAGCGGCACCUCCAGCCCUGGAUGGAUGGAUCUCGUGGGAGCUGCCCCCACCGCCCCCGCCACAACCAUCACCACCACCAGGACUGCCACCGCCGCUGCUGCCGCCACUGCCGCUGCCACGGCGGCGUCCCAGGGCUGCCUCCUUUUCUUCCGCCAACUGCGUGGAUCCUCACCGGCAGCCACGGACAGGGGUUUUUUGGUUUUUUUUUAAUCUCAGUGCUCAAGAGGCAACAGCUCUUGUGGGAAAAGGGGGAAAUUACACAGUAAACUCCUUAAUGUUUAAGGGAAAGUAUCCUUCACAGAUUUUGAGAAAACAAAGCUUUAUAUACAUCCUCUCAACGAUUUCCUAACAAAAUGAAAGAAAAGUGGUCUUAAUGAUGUAAAUUGUGAGCAAUUUUGCACGCUUAACCUUACUAGCAUGAUUUGAUCCAAGGGGUUCAGGACUUAGUUUCAUCAUUUUCUGUUGAAAUGCUUAAGAUAAUGUUUGCAUAAUCAACAUUAUUUCACAAGGGAAAAGUCAUUUUCAUAAUUUCAUAAGAAUAUUCUUUAUUGUCUUAUCUUUUCCCCCCUCCUUUUUUGUGAUGCUGUUGCUAGAGACAAGAGUAACUAUUUUUAAACUAGUUCAUUCAAGGCUGUUUGGAACUUCUUAACAAAUAUCAUUGAUAGCUGACCAUCAUUGCAUUUUUGAAUCCAAGUACUAUUUAGGUGCUUAAAAAGCUUGUAUCCCACCUAGGAAUGAUGAAUUUUGUUCUGAAAAUAUUUUGAAAGAUACUAUUAUUAUUAUUAUUAUGGCCAAGGCUCUGUUUUAGAGCCUGGAAGUAUAAAUAUGUUCGUAGAGGUCAGAUUUUGAUGAAUAUUUUACCCAUAAUAAUUGCCUAUUUUGUUAUAAUAAAAUAUAUACAUACAUAU
This is a messenger RNA of Pogona vitticeps (central bearded dragon), 3636 nucleotides long. The record is from RefSeq and is a predicted model, not a curated record. NCBI's taxonomy places the organism in Eukaryota, Metazoa, Chordata, Lepidosauria, Squamata, Agamidae.